UAAGCUGCUGUCGAAGGUAAGCACCAUCACCUGCCAUAAACGGGGACAAAGAGAUGGGAAGGAGAGAGAAGUGUUUAUGUUUCUCAUCUCAGUGUUUGGUUAGAAACAACAGCUGCGAUUAAAAGAGUAAAAACAUGAAGCUCUUGCUAUCGCGUCGGUGUCCACGUUCUUCUUCAAGAAUUAAGAGUGGACGAAAUUGGGUGUGCAAGAGAAGUCCCAGAAAUAUUGUCCGCAAAAAGCCCAAACGAUUUCUGAACAGAAGGCAAUCGCAGAAUAAGAGAGUAGGGAUUAGGAAAAUAAAGGAAUGCAUAGCACGGCUAAAGUCAGAGAUGCUGGAGAUCAACGUGGAUCAAAAGAGCAUUGCAGAGGGACAGAAACAGGUGCGGAAAAAGUACGAGGAGAUUCAAAGAGAACGGGAGCAACUGUGGAAGGAAACAGAGCUCAUUUCGCAACAGAGUCAUGGUAUUAGAGUUCGUUUAAAUUUAAUUUUCGAAAUCAUGAGAGCAAGGGUUGAGAGCGAUUCUGCCAAAGUUGCUCAACUUACUCUCCGUCUCAGGAACUUGAUAGCAAAGCCAAAGGAACAAAAGGAAGUGUUGAUGCCGGAUGGAAAUAAUAUUUAGGCCUAUGGCCAUGAAAAUGUUUCCAAUUUAUGUGGUUUGUUGUGAUAUGUGUACUAAAGAGGAAAGGCUAGACUAUUAGGUCUACUAAACCCCAGUGAACAUGUUUGACCAUGCGUUGUCAAGACAAUAUUUGGACAUAUCUCGUUCAAAUAUUGUUCUAUCUCAACGGCUAUGUAGACACGUGUCGUCGGGUGUCAGUCUAGUUGAUUCUCAUUUGUGCAUUUCUACCAAAUGAUCAAGGGUUUGAAUCUUAUGGGUAGCAUUUGUGUGUGCAUUUAUGUGAGUGUGUGUGGGCUGCAUAUGUGAGAGUUGAUGGGAUAUAUAGAUAGUUCAUGUGAGUGUUUUUAGUAUCAGAUAAAAAAAAAAUGGCUAUGUAGACAGCGUUUUAAUAGUGUCAGAACCUGUACUAGUCUUGUCGUUCUUAUAUCGUUGGUUGAAGUCUAUAUAUAUC
Messenger RNA from Tripterygium wilfordii, 1071 nucleotides. RefSeq lists its product as uncharacterized. The record is from RefSeq and is a predicted model, not a curated record. The transcript has 4 exons. Lineage: Eukaryota; Viridiplantae; Streptophyta; Magnoliopsida; Celastrales; Celastraceae. The coding region runs from base 135 to 620 and encodes 161 amino acids.